Molecule: messenger RNA, 1626 nt
Organism: Miscanthus lutarioriparius
Lineage: Eukaryota; Viridiplantae; Streptophyta; Magnoliopsida; Poales; Poaceae
Source: the annotation of a GenBank genome assembly
AUGGGGUCGUGGUGCUCCAAGGAGAACACGCCGGGGGGCAGGCAGCCGCACGAUCACAACAGCAGUGCCGCGAGUAAAGGGGGCAAGAAUCGGUACGCCAACUUCGGCGAUGAUUACCACACCCUGGAGCAGGUUACCAAUGCCCUUGCACAUGCUGGUCUGGAGUCCUCUAAUCUGAUUGUGGGGAUUGAUUUCACAAAGAGCAACGAAUGGACAGGCAAAGUGUCCUUCAACAACCGGAGCUUGCACGCAAUGGGUAACACUCCAAAUCCAUAUGAGCAGGCCAUAUCCAUCAUAGGGAGAACCCUCGCACAAUUUGACGAGGACAACCUCAUACCAUGCUUUGGAUUUGGCGACAGUCCAACUUCGUUUGCGCCAAUCAUUGAGACUGCUAUUGGAAUUGUUGAUAGUAGUGGUGGCCAGUAUCAUGUCCUGCUUAUAAUAGCAGAUGGACAGGUUACACGCAGCGUUGAAACAGGCAAUGGUCAGUUGAGCCGACAGGAAAGGGAGACCAUAGAUGCCAUUGUGAAGGCUAGUGACUACCCACUUUCAAUUGUGCUUGUUGGUGUUGGGGAUGGGCCAUGGGACAUGAUGAGGCAAUUCGAUGAUAACAUACCUUCCCGCGCAUUCGACAAUUUUCAGUUUGUGAACUUCACACAGAUCAUGUCAAGGCCUAUACCCGCCAGCAAAAAGGAGGCAGAAUUUGCUCUUUCAGCACUGAUGGAGAUUCCAGAACAAUUCAAGGCAGCACUGAGCCUCCAGCUUCUUGGCAAACGAAGAGGAUUUCCGAACCGGCCAGUGCUGCCUCCACCUGGGAAUGGUGGGCUGAAAUACUCUGGAUGGUCAGCAGUAAAACCAACCGAAUCCACUAGCUACGGAUCAGCGCCUGAGAAGCCAUCUGCACCUCGACAGGACAGUGACAUUGGUGAUCCACAGACCUGUCCAAUCUGCUGGAGCCAAACAAAGGACCUUGCUCUCGGGUGUGGGCAUCAGACGUGUUCUGACUGCGCGAAGGAUCUGAAGGGUGGCGAACCGGCCUCAAUUUGGGCCUCCCGCCAGAUCAAGCAGUGCUCAGACAGCACGGCCCUGUCCUCCCUGGCUCGGAUGCUGCACGAGGACAUCCUCACCGACAUCACCAUCAACGCGGCGGACGGCAGCGUGCGUGCGCACCGCGCGAUCCUGGCGACGCGGUCGCCGGUGUUCCGGAGCAUGUUCUCGCACGACCUCCGGGAGAAGGAGCUCUCCACCGUGGACAUCUCCGACAUGACCCUGGACGCGUGCCGCGCCUUCCUCAGCUACAUCUACGGCGACGUGCGCGGCGAGGAGUUCCUCGCAAACCGGCUGGCGCUUCUCCGCGCCGCCGACAAGUAUGACAUCGACGACCUCAGGGAGGCCUGCCACGAGAGCCUGCUGGAGGACAUCGACACGGGCAACGUGCUGGAGCGGCUGCAGACGGCGCACCUGUACCGGCUGCCCAGGCUCAAGGGCGGCUGCCUGAGGUUCCUGGUGGACUUCAGGAAGGUGUACGAGAUGCACGACGACCUCAACGCGUUCCAGCAGACGGCCGACAGGGACCUCGUGGCCGAGGUGUUCCAUGGCGUCCUUGCUGCCUGGAGCGGGCGGUGA